Messenger RNA from Spirodela intermedia, 402 nucleotides. NCBI's taxonomy places the organism in Eukaryota, Viridiplantae, Streptophyta, Magnoliopsida, Alismatales, Araceae. The record is from the annotation of a GenBank genome assembly.
AUGGGGUCUCUUUCGCGGGCGUGGGCGGUGGUGCUGGCGGCGGCUUGCUUCUUCCUGGUGGCCGCCGAGGCGGUGGGGGAGGCCCCCGGCCCCGGCGCCGGCGCCGGGGCCGGAGUGCUGCCGCCGCCCUCCAACCACUGGACUCGUGGGUGCAACAAAAUCACAAGGUGCCGAGGACCUCCGCAGCAGGCGCUGGCGCCGGAGGAGACUGUGAUCGCCGCCCCCGGUGAAGCGGCGGCGGCGGUGGACGAGACGGUGAUCAUACGCCCGCCGCCCAUUGCACCUACCGGCGCCGAUGAAGUGGCGCCUCCGCCGGCCCACUUCGUGAGCAGGAAGUGCGAUCCUAAAGGCAACUGCAGGGGCCACCCGCCGGCCUUGUCACCCGGCGGUGGCGAGUGGUGA